AAAAUAAACAAGAAAGGUUUAUCGGUGAUUGAUAUAAAAAAAAAAUCAUUGUGAAGAAAAGGGAUACGACAACGUACAUGAAAGACAUGAUGUCCAGUGCUCUGUCAACGGAUCACAUCCUGCGGCCUCCGCAGGAGAGUGCAAUCUCAAAACCUCGUGCCGUCUACAGUAUCGAUCAGAUCCUGGGUAAUCAUCACCAUCUACGGAAUACGAGUAGUAGCAGCAAUAACAACAAUCAUAGCAGCAAUGUCAACAACAAUAUCAACAACAACAACAACAACAACAACAACAACAACAAUAACGAUCAGGACGGCUCUUUGAAGCGGGAGGACUCACCAGUGGAGCCACAUGAAAAUGGCGUCGACGUAGACAACGAUGACGAAUUGCCCGGGAUGGGUGACCUGGACGGAAUGGAUGGCGAUCUGAACGACAUGAACCGUCCGAGAAAAAUCCGGAGAUCCCGGACAACGUUCACUACCUUUCAACUUCAUCAACUGGAACGGGCCUUCGAAAAGACGCAAUAUCCGGAUGUGUUCACUCGGGAGGAACUCGCCAUGCGACUGGAUCUGAGCGAAGCGAGAGUACAGGUAUGGUUCCAAAACCGCCGUGCGAAGUGGCGCAAACGAGAAAAAGCCAUGGGUAGAGACACAUCUGCUUUUCUACACCACGACCAAGGAAUGCCUGAAUUCCCGCUGGGUCUGCCACUGCCACACCAGUUGACCCAUCCGAGUCUGGCGCCAGCGGAAUUCUGGUCGGCAAAUUUCGGCCUGCAUCCAACGCUGAUUCCGAGCUCCAGUCAUCCAUUGCUUCAUCCAAAUAUGGUUCCCAACUAUAAGAUUCCGCACUUUCAUUCGCUAUUGUCGCAGUACAUGGGUCUAAACUCGUUGUUCGGGGCAGCAGCUUACCCGCAAAAUCUCAGCAUCAACACCCGUUUGAGUCCACCGGCCAGCCCGAAGGAAAGUCCCAAUGGAGCGAAUGGGACUGGUGCCGCCGUGGGAGUCAGCAAUACCAGCAGCAGUAGCAGCAGUAGUAGCAGUUCCAGCAGUGCUAGCAGCAAUCUCAGUGUUGGCAGCAAUAGCGUCAAUACAAGCAAAGAAAGUGUAGCGGAGAAAUAAUUGCGCCGGUGGUUAU
This is a messenger RNA of Ochlerotatus camptorhynchus, 1131 nucleotides long. It is a transcript of the gene hbn, whose product is annotated as homeobrain. Gene Ontology annotation, molecular function: DNA-binding transcription factor activity, RNA polymerase II-specific; RNA polymerase II transcription regulatory region sequence-specific DNA binding. Lineage: Eukaryota; Metazoa; Arthropoda; Insecta; Diptera; Culicidae. Gene Ontology annotation, biological process: regulation of transcription by RNA polymerase II. Bases 78 to 1115 code for a protein of 345 amino acids. The transcript has 5 exons. The record is from RefSeq and is a predicted model, not a curated record.